Molecule: messenger RNA, 3654 nt
Organism: Dioszegia hungarica
Lineage: Eukaryota; Fungi; Basidiomycota; Tremellomycetes; Tremellales; Bulleribasidiaceae
Product: CPSF A subunit region-domain-containing protein
Exons: 19
Coding region: 1-3654 (1217 amino acids)
Biological process (GO): mRNA splicing, via spliceosome
Cellular component (GO): U2 snRNP; nucleus
Molecular function (GO): U2 snRNA binding; protein binding
Source: RefSeq, a predicted model, not a curated record
AUGCACCUCCUCAACCUCACGCUGCAGCCGGCGACGGCCGUGUCGGGCGCGACCGUUGGGUCUUUCUCUGGAGCGAAAGGACAGGAGAUAUUGGUGGUACGGGGAGGAACCAGACUGGAGAUGCUGAAGCUGAACACGUCGAGUGGGCAAUUGGACACCUUGUGUACGACUGAGGCUUUUGGUGUGGUUCGGAAUGUCCAGGGCUUCAGAUUAGCAGGAAUGACCAAGGACUACAUUCUUAUUUCUUCUGACUCUGGCAAGCUGUCCAUCAUCGAGUUUGUCGUCCAGCCAACACCGCACUUUGAGAGUCUGUAUCAGGAGACAUACGGGAAGACUGGAUCGCGACGUAUCGUACCAGGUCAAUUUCUCGCUGUCGACCCCAAAGGUCGUUCAUGUCUCCUCGGAUCGAUGGAACGCACCAAGCUCGUCUAUGUCCUGAACCGAAAUGCCGAGGGCAAGCUCUUCCCUUCAUCCCCACUCGAAGCGCACAAGGCGCAUACUCUCGUCACGCACAUCAUUGCCGUGGAUCAGGGGUACGACAAUCCGCUGUACGCGGCGCUGGAGAUGGACUAUUCGGAUAGCGAUGAGGAUCCGACGGGAGAAGCUUAUGAAAAGGUCGAGAAGUACUUGACUUUCUACGAGCUGGACUUAGGGUUGAACCACGUCGUGCGGAAAUGGAGCGAGCCGACGGACAGAAGAGCGAAUAUGCUUUUACAAGUACCUGGAGGUCAAAAUGCCAACACCGACAAGUUCGACGGUCCUUCCGGCGUGUUAGUCUGCUGCGAAGACCACAUCAUCUGGAAACACAUGGACGCGGACGCACACCGCAUCCCUAUCCCGCGGAGACGGAAUCCGCUCGCCCAGAGAGGAGAAAGCAGUAGAGGGAACAUCAUCGUCGCUGCCGUCAUGCACAAGAUCAGGGGAGCAUUCUUCUUCCUGCUGCAAUCAGAAGAUGGAGAUCUGUUCAAGGUGACGAUCGAGCAUGAGAAUGAGGACGUCAGAGCGGUACGGAUAAAGUACUUUGACACCGUACCUGUAUCGACCAGUCUUUGUAUCCUGAAGUCCGGUUACCUCUUCGCGGCAAGCGAGUUCAGCGACCAAAACCUCUACCAGUUCCAAAAGCUCGGUGAAGACGACGACGAGCAAGUCUGGUCAUCAACCGAUUAUCCCGAAAACGGCAACGAACGCGGAGCCCUCCCUUACGCCUUCUUCACCCCUCGACCCCUCGAAAACCUUCUUCUCGUCGAUACCCUCACAUCCCUCGACCCUAUCUGCGACGCCAAGGUCGUUAAUCUUCUUGGAGCCAGCUCGGAUACGCCUCAGAUAUAUGCGGCAUGUGGAAAGGGCGGGCGGAGUACUUUCCGGACGUUAAAGCAUGGUCUGGACGUCAGUCCUUUGGUGGCGAGUCCACUGCCGGGUGUGCCGACCGCGGUAUGGACUCUGAAGCUGAAGGAAGAUGACGAGUUUGACGCUUAUAUCGUCCUCUCCUUCCCCAACGGUACCCUCGUCCUCUCCAUCGGUGAAUCCAUCGAAGAAGUGAGCGACACCGGCUUCCUCUCCUCCUCGCCCACUCUCGCAGUCCAGCAACUAGGAGACGACGGACUUCUUCAGGUCCAUCCUUACGGUCUGCGGCAUAUCCGCGCGGCUGACCGAGUGGACGAGUGGUCUUGCCCUCCUGGAACGACCAUUGUCUCGGCCACCACAAACAGGCGGCAGGUGGUCAUUGCGCUGAGUACGGCUGAGAUUGUGUAUUUCGAGCUGGAUCCGGAAGGGAGUUUGGCGGAGUUCCAGGAUAAGAAGAGUUUGCCGGGGAACGCGACGGCGAUCAGUAUCGCGGAGGUUCCGGAGGGAAGGAGGAGGACGCCGUAUCUUGCUGUCGGAUGCGACAACCAGACCGUGCACAUCAUCUCCCUCGAACCCGACAACACCCUCGAAACACUCUCCCUCCAGGCCCUGACCGCGCCUCCAUCCGCCAUCUGUCUCGCCGAGAUAUUCGACAUUUCGAUCGACAAGAACCGCCCUACCAUGUUCCUCAACAUCGGCCUGAUCAACGGUGUUCUUCUCCGUACCGUGGUCGACCCAGUCGACGGCUCAUUAUCGGAUACCCGUCAACGAUUCCUCGGUGCCAAGCCGCCCAAAAUCGUCCGUACGACAGUGCACGGCUCGCCGUCCGUCAUGGCCUUCAGCUCCCGCUCGUGGUUGCUCUACACAUAUCAGGACAUGCUGCAGACCCAGCCGCUGAUUUACGAUAUGCUGGAGUAUGCGUGUACGUUGAACGCGGCGAUGUGCCCGGAGGGAUUGAUUGGGAUUUCGGGGAACACGCUACGGAUAUUCACCAUUCCGAAGCUGGGCGAAAAGCUCAAGCAAGAUCUCACACCCUUAUCUUGCACUCCUCGAAAGUUCGUCAGCUACCCCUACGCCAACAUCUUUUACCUCAUCGAAUCGGAACACCGGACAUACGGCUCAGCAGCUGUCAAGCGGAUCAUACAGGAGAAGGAGGCCAACGGAGAUCGUGUGGACCGGAAGAUGCUGGAUCUGCCCGCGAACGAGUUUGGGCGUGUGCGCGCUGGGGCUGGAAAGUGGGCUAGUCUGAUCAGAGUACUGGAUCCAGUCCUGAACGAAUCAAUAAUGACCCUAGAGCUAGACGAGGACGAGGCGGCCUUUUCAGUCACAAUAGCCUACUUUGAGCGGAUGGGCGGCGAGCCAACACUCGUGGUCUCUACGGCAGUACAAACGACGCUUAUCCCUCGCGCAUGUAAGGAGGGAUGGCUGAGGGUAUAUGCUAUCCGGGACGGAGGCCGGACACUGGAGUUCAUGCACAAGACAAAGACGGAUGAUAUCCCGAUGUGCGUCGCUGGGUUCCAGGGCUAUCUGCUGGCUGGGAUCGGAAAGUCAUUACGGCUGUACGAGAUGGGAAAGAAGGCGCUCCUGCGGAAAUGCGAGAAUACCAGCUUCCCCACUUGCGUCUCCACCAUCAACGUCACUGGCGCCCGAAUCAUCGUCGGCGACAUGCAAGAAUCGACCUUCUACUGCGUCUACCGCUCCAUCCCAUCCCGCCAGCUCCUCAUCUUUGCAGACGACUCGCAGCCCCGCUGGCUCACCUGCGUCACCGACGUCGACUACGAGACGGUCGCGUGUGGCGACAAGUUUGGGAAUAUCUUUAUUAACCGGAUCAACAGCCAUGUGUCGGAGAAGGUGGAUGAUGAUCCGACAGGCGCGGGAAUUCUGCACGAGAGGGGAUUCUUGAUGGGUGCGGCGCACAAGUCGGAUCUGAUUGCGCAUUAUAAUGUCGGGAGCAUCGUCACUUCUAUAACCAAGAUCGCAUUGGUGGCGGGAGGGAAGGAUGUUCUCGUCUACACGACCAUCUCUGGCGCUGUCGGCGCGCUCGUUCCUUUCGCAUCCAUGGACGAUGUUGAGGUCAUGACUACUUUGGAGAUGCAUAUGCGCGCAGCCAAUGUCUCCCUCGUUGGCCGAGACCACCUCGCGUACCGCGGAUACUAUGCGCCAGUGAUGGGCGUAGUCGAUGGAGAUUUGUGCGAGGGGUUCAGUUCGUUGCCUUAUUCGCAACAGCAGAGUAUUGCGGGCGAUCUGGAGAGGAAUGUGGGUGAGGUGUUGAAGAAGCUGGAGCAGAUGAGGACUAGCAGUGCGUUCUAG